Molecule: messenger RNA, 1988 nt
Organism: Hemiscyllium ocellatum (epaulette shark)
Lineage: Eukaryota; Metazoa; Chordata; Chondrichthyes; Orectolobiformes; Hemiscylliidae
Gene: ipcef1
Product: interaction protein for cytohesin exchange factors 1
Exons: 12
Coding region: 137-1468 (443 amino acids)
Source: RefSeq, a predicted model, not a curated record
GAACAGUAAACUGUUCCACAGGCAUCAGUGAUGCUUCAGUAACUUUUUCAGUGGCCCCACGUACAUUUUUCUCUUGCUGAAUCAGGAACAACUAUGGAUCAAGCCUUGUAACUACAUUUUCUAGUGAAAAUAUAUAAUGUGGAGCACCAAAAGCCUUCAGCAGACUGGGCCCACCCAGUCUUCAGUCUCAGCCACUGGAGCAGCAAAUGGAAACUCAACUGUUGCUUUGCGUACAACGAGAAAGAAGAUUCGAGGAAACUCAACAAUGAGCAGACGAAGGAUUUCCUGCAAGGACCUCGGCCAGGCAGACUUCCAGGGAUGGCUGUAUAAAAGAACCAGCAAGGGAUUAAUUAGCAGCAAAUGGAAAAAGUAUUGGUUUGUCCUGAAAGGGACCUGCCUUUAUUGGUAUACAAAUCAAUUAGCAGAGAAAGCUGAAGGUUUCCUUAGUUUACCAAAGUUCAAGAUUGAUCAAGGAACAGAGUGCAAAAAGAAACAUGCAAUAAAGGCAAGCCAUCCACAAUCCAAGAAGUUCUAUUUUGCUGCGGAGAAUGCUGUUGAAAUGAACAAGUGGAUCAAUAAAAUGGGUUUAGCUGCUAUUGAAUAUGUUCUUCCAGCUUCGGAUCCAAAAACUGGAGAAUGCUGGAGUGAGAGUGAACAAGAAGAUGUGGACAUUCCACCAGAGGACUCAUCGUUAUCAAAUACAUCCCAACUAGAAGAAAAGCAGGCACUUUCUAUUCCAUUACUAACUGUGUCUGGUGAAACAUCAAGUUCUUACUCUUCACCAGAAAGCUCCAGGAGAUCAAUUGCAUCUGAAGCUUCAUCAUCACAAUAUUCUGAUCAGGGGCUUGCCUCUAUUAAUUCCCUCAGUUCUGAUUUUGGGGUUCAGUACUUUACAUCUGCUUUGCAGACCUGUGUGGGAUCUUCACAGCAAGAAAUAUGUGAAUCUGCACAAUCUGACCAAAAAAGGAUUACCACUGGAUCACAUGAGAGCUUGACUGCAGAAACCCCACAGUUCACUCCUAGUGGAGAAAAUACCAUAACAGCAGAACACUUGACAGCUCUAACCACAUCUGUGAUAGAACAACCACAAAAUUCUGAUGAAAUGGAACAGUUAUACAAAUCCUUAGAGCAAGCCAGUCUUUCACCUAUUGGAAAACGUCGGCUUUCGUCAAGAAAGGACUACAGGAGAUCCUUUAUAAAACGUAGCAAUAAUCCUAUUGUCAAUGAAAGAUUGCAUAAAUUCAGAACUUUGAACAGUACUUUGAAGGCCAAAGAAGCAGACUUGGCCGUCAUAAACCAACUCUUGGAAAGUUCGCACUUAACCUCAGAGAAGUUCAGACAGUGGAAGGAAGAUUACUCGUUGUUGAUGCAGGAUAUCUGUAAAACAUACCAAGCUAAAGCCUAUCCUGAUAAUAAAAAUAUUGCUUUGGAGGAUCAGCCAACAUCCUAUAUAGAAACAGACAUUUAAGAGUUGAGAAUGACUUCACCAAAACAUGGUACUUAAUUGCCUUAGUCAAGCUUUACAGCUUCAUGAAGCACUAAGAGGCAUUGGACUUCCAAUCUACUGAUACUUCGAGCACAUUGAAGGCCAUCAAAAGAUUAAUAGUAACUGGUGUGUUUAGAAAUAGACAUGUAAAGUCCUUUUUGUCUACAGUAAAGGACUUACAAAUGAUUAUUUAACUUAUGCACUAUUUCACGGAUAGUUGUGAGUUACUGUUUUAUUUGUAAGUAUAAAAGAUUCAGGUGUGUGUGGCUGAGGACAUUCUCCAGGUGAAAAUACAAUUGUGCAUUCACAUAAUCUAUUUUUGUGAGAUGUUAUUUAUUCUGCAUUCAGUGUUGGGCUUCGAAUGGUCACAGCUAUUGAAACUCAUUUUCACACAGCACAAUAUUUGAUAUGUGUGAAAUUUCAUUGAAGGAAAUGAGAAAAUACUGAUAAUUUCUCAACUGUAGACCAAUUCAUGCAUUCAACUCAUUAGUUCCCGAUGAAA